Enterobius vermicularis (human pinworm) is the source of this 1784-nucleotide messenger RNA. Lineage: Eukaryota; Metazoa; Nematoda; Chromadorea; Rhabditida; Oxyuridae. The record is from the annotation of a GenBank genome assembly.
AUGUCGUUGGAACCUGCGGUGGUAAACAUAUGCUUUAAGUGUGAUAACUGUGAAUUUCUGGAGUGGAAGGUCUCUGAUGGGGCGUAUGUAAAGAACGGUACUGUUAUUUUAAGCUAUAAAAACGCGUCUGGCGAGGAGAAUAAGCUGAAAAGUCCAUCAGCUGGUGUUAUUAACAUAGAUCCUGAAGUUAAAAAGGGAAGGGUACUGGGUACUGAUUACGUUAUGGCUUUCUUAAAUGAUUGUAAGCAUGCUAUUGUAAUGAAGGAUAUGUGUGGCACCUGUGGAAAAGAUUUAAGAGAGAAAGAUGGUCGAGCUGGUGAAAGAGCAGAAGCGAGCAGUGCUAAUAUAUCUAUGAUCCAUCAUGUGCCAGAAUUAAUUGUUUCUAAUGAGCUUGCGCAAAAGAUUGGUAAUCGGGAUAGAGAGGUUGUACUGAAGGGCAAGAAACUAGUGCUUUUGGUUGACCUCGACCAAACUCUAAUUCACACCACCAAUAACUUUCAUACGGAGAAAGUCUCGGAUGUAGUUCAUUAUAAACUGAGAGGAAUUGAUUUUUUCACUAAAUUACGGCCGCACACACGAGAAUUUCUGGAAAGGAUAAGCGCACUAUUUGAAAUGCACAUAAUCAGCUAUGGUGAGCGUCAGUAUGCACACAGGAUUGCGGAAAUCCUAGACCCUGACAAAAUUUACUUCGGCCACAGAAUUUUAUCGCGCGAUGAACUUUUAAGUGCUUUUCACAAAACGCACAAUCUGAAUUUGCUUUUUCCUUGCGGAGAUCAGCUUAUUGCUAUCAUAGACGACCGUCCAGACGUCUGGGAGUAUUCGGAUGCUUUGAUUCAAGUUAAACCAUACCGUUUUUUCAAAGAGGUGGGAGAUAUAAAUGCACCGUUGAAAUCGAAGGAUGAUACAGAUAUAUAUACCCCUGAGGAACUUGGCGAGUUGGAAAAUGAAGACAAAACAUUGGAUUAUCUAGCACGGGUGCUUACUGAUGUCCACCGUAUAUUUUACGAAGAAUAUGAUUCUACAAAAGAAGUUUUGGACGUCAAAAAAAUUGUUUCUUCUUUACGUAGCAAAGUUCUUGAGGGAUGUUCGAUCGUCCUUAGUGGUAUUGUCCCUAUCGGAGUGGACCCUAAAAGGACAGAAGCCUUCCGGUUAUGCGUACAGUUUGGUGCAACUGUCACUGAUAGCAUCACCGAAGGCACUACUCAUGUAAUUGCUGCUCGUUGGGGAACUUCGUUAUCAAUGGAAAAUGUGUCAAGUUUCUUGUGGGAGGGGAAAAUCAAGAUAAGGCAAAACGGUUUGGGCAAAGUUCAUGAGGCGUUGAAACGUGGGAAUGUUGCUAUUGUGAAUCCCAAGUGGUUGUAUGCUUGCAUUGAAAAAUGGGAAAAGGUCGAUGAAACCGGGUACGAGUUAGCCAGAGAGACUAUGAAUGUCGCUGAAAAGCCGUUAGGAGGUACCGUUAUUGUCGGCGACUUCUCAAUUGGUGCUUUGGACCAAAAGACCUUGCGCCGCAUGUCUGACGAAGUUGAUGAGGCUCUAUCUGAAGAUGGGUCAGAAGAUGAAGAAGAACCCGAUUUAAAUUCAGAAGUAAGGCGGCAAGUCCGAGGGAAAAGGAAGUCAUUGGAGAAGGAAAAUAGUGAAGAAAAAAGAAGGAAGGUUGGAGAAGAUGAUGACUCGGCAGGAUCUCAUAGUGAAGAUGAGGAAAGCUCAGUGGCAGAGUCUGGUUCAGAUUUUGAUGACAUGGCUGCUGAUGUGUGGAAAUUUCAUGACAAGUCAUUAGGGUAAGU